AUGCCAAAUCCCAAUUUAAGGUAUUUCCCGUUCAGCAGCGCGCAGACGACAACUGUGAUCCGCACCGUACAUCAGGCCCCCAAUCCUCAAAUGACUACGCGUGGUGUCAAAAGGCGGCGAGCGUCGAUAGCAUGUCUUCCAUGCAGGAAGCGAAAAGUACGAUGCAACGUGAUCGAAAGCGAAGGGAGUUGUCGAAACUGCCGCUUAGACGGCCACAUGUCGAAAGAGACGAGAGUUCUGGUGAUGAAAGACCUAGAGGCAUCUUCAGCUGAAAUCUACCGACCCAUUUCACCAUCUCAAUACCUUGAUCUUGACCAGAAUCAACAUAUAUUGCCCACGCUGUGUCCCGUUGCUGCAGCUACAGAUGCAUAUUCUACUCCAGAGACAGAAAAUAGUGUGCCUCUUACUGAUUAUGGCAACAAAUCACCAACUCCUCCAGCCGAUGAUACCUGGUCCAAGUCACAGAGACCUGCCCCCAGGCUAUCGACCCAUGCUGAGCGCGAACUAUUGAGCGACGACAACAUUCCAAGCUCUUGCCAGGCCAGGCUUCCCAAACGAAGACAGAAGUUCCCUUGGAUUACAGGAGGUUUUAUGCUCUUCCCGUUCUAUCACUUCAUCAAGCAUCCUUCAUCUCGGGAGGUAGAUUCAGGAGUGGCUAGAUUGUUAGAACAGCGAGGGUGUCUUCAUGUGCCCACCAAGCCUAUACUUGAGGAGUUCGUGAAUAAUUACUUCUUAUACUUCCAUCCGCUUGUUCCUCUACUCGAUGAACAGAGAUUUUGGGCGUCAUAUAGUGAGCAAGCUGACAGCAACGGAUAUGUCUCUCUGUUCGUCCUGCAGGCGAUGCUUUUUGUAUCCAGCCCGACACUCUUCGAUCUUCAAUCUACCCUCGGCGACCAAGACAGGGCCCAGGGGGCUAUAAUGCUAACAUACCGCACGAUAAGCUUCAUGGAUAAGAAGCCGUUGUACUGGCUCAGUAUCGCUACACACUACGCUAAGAGUGCAGAUACUCAUCGGCAUCAGGAGAAACAAGACACCCGUGAGGGAGCUUUGCUCAAACGUCUAUGGUGGUGCUGUGUUCUCCGCGAUCGAAUCCUGGCUUUGGCACUUCGCCAGUCACCGCUCCUUAGUCCCACUGCAUAUAACUGCCCGGAACUGUCAGCCACAGACUUUGCUCAUGAAAUUGGGACAUCUCUAGUAUACGACGGCAUUGUAAAACGCCUCAUAGUGCAGAUUGCUAUAGCCCUUGGUGAUUUGGGCACUCUACUAAGUGAAAUACCUCCCGCGCCUUCUUUGGCAAAGGUGCUUGAUGACAGCGCUGCAAAAGCAUCACUCUAUAAUCACACAUUACUCAGCAGGGAUUUUCUCGAGGGAGAACAGCUUGACGAUCCGCCAAAUGCAAGAAUUGUUGCGCAUAAAAGUCUCGGCUGCUGUUUGCGCAGUAUUACAGAGAACAUGAUAGAACUCAAAGAUUCGGGUUUGGUUCAAUACCUCCCAGUGACCUUCAUCAGCUUUGCAGCAACUCCAUUUAUCUGGUAUUUAUUACAAUCUCAUAUUCAGAAUUCAGACGGUGACACACAACGGGAUCUGGAUGCGCACCUCGAUGUCAUGAACCAAUUCAAUCAUCUUUACGACAAUGCGACAAGCACCAUAAAGUACAUCCGAGGCAUCGUGGAGCAUAUCAAGAUUAGUGUACCGCUACCGACCUAUACUGCCUCUUCUCAUGGUGCUGAUGAGCAUGUGGUGCGACCAGCCACGUUGAUUGAAGAAUCUUGGAGCAGUGAUACUUGGACAGAUAUGCUCUUGAAGGAUCCACGGAUGUAUCUCCGCAUCGCCUUGGCGGUUGAAUUCUCGCUUGCCCGCGCUUACACUAAGAAUUACUGCUGGCUCACAUACCUAUCUGUCAGAGCUGCAGAUACAAUGCCUUCGCAACCUCCCUCUUCCCAGCUGAGCGGUGACCCGUCCAACCGGGCAACAGCAUCGUCAGCAAAACGAAGCGCCCCUUGCGAUGGCCAGCGCCCGUGGAAGAGACGCUCAUCCAAGGCCUGUCUAUCAUGCCGAAACCGUAAAGUUCGUUGCGACGUCACCGAUGGAGGUGUUCCUUGCACGAAUUGUCGACUUGACAGCAUCAAUUGCGUUCUGAAAGAGUCAAAUCGGGGUCGGAGACCUACCGCCGCCUCUUGCCAGCGUCGCCGCAACUCGAACCCGCCCGCUGCUCGCGACGGCUCUUCUGGUUCGCCCCCACCGAUAUUUGUGACCUCACGUCUAGCUGCUGCAGUACCGGAGUCUCUUGAGCCAGAAGAGAUAUCUGAACCCGAUGAACCCGACGCUGAGGCAGAAAUUGAGCCAGAGGAUGAAGACCCCCGGUCUCGUUCUCAACCACUCAAUGCGACCGAAAUUUCUGUAUUCGACCAGCAACAGCAACCCGCUGACGGAGAGCCCAUGGAUGAAAUCCACGUUCAGGUCCAUGACGACCAGCCGUCAAACACAGAACCGCCUGCGCCCAUGCAAGGCGUGAACCUCGACGCUCCAUUCGACUAUGUAGAAGAGAUGAGAACCUCCAGUGGACCUUUUGCACCAUCCCAGCCGGAAAGAAUCACAACAUCAUUACCAGCUUUCAUCCGACCCCCUCCUCAACACCUAGAUAAUAGAGAUAUGUACUAUUUAUCACAUAAACUGUGCUUGUCGAUUCCAGAUCCAGAGUUUAGAGAUGAACUGCUACGUGUUUACAUCACAGUGGUUCAUUCCUUCUUGCCAAUCCUCGAUAUCGAAGAAUAUGUUGGCGCUAUCCUUCACAACAACGGCCGUAACCCCAUCAGCCUUCUGCUAUUCCAAGCAGUCAAUUUUGUCAGCGUCACUUUUGUGAACCUCAAGACUCUGCAUUCAAGAGGUUAUGCUUCACGACUAGCGGCUAGAAAAGACUUUUACGACCGUGUCAGGAUUCUCUACAGUUUAAAUUAUGAGUCGGAUCGGAUGGCGUUGAUUCAGUCUCUUCUGCUGUUGAGUCACUGGUAUGAUUGCCCAGACGAUGACAAGGAUACGUGGCAUUGGAUGGGUAUCGCCUUGACAAAUGCCCAAGUUGGGGGCUUGCAUCGAGAUCCCGAACACCUGAAAAUAUCGCAACAAGAGAAGAAGCUCCGUCGAAGGUUAUGGUGGUGCUGUUUGAUGAGGGACCGUUUACUGGCCCUUGGAUUACGGAAUCCGCCGCGUCUAAGAGAGGAUGAUUACAACGUCAAGCCGCUCACCUUGGACGACUUUGACUUCAGCUCCCCAUCGACAAACCUGGAUAGAUUGUUCCAGGACUUGAAGGCCACAUAUCCAAACUCAGAAAAGAGACAAAGUCUGGCUGUAAUGUGCAUUGAACUAAGUAGUCUAUGCGUCUACAUUGGACGUACUCUCAACACCUUGUACACGGUUAUGGGCAAUUACCUCGGAGGGGUUGAAUACAGUCAAGAAUCGACUGGGCGGCCCGAUAGAUCCCCAGAGCAAGCCAAAUCACUUUCUGAACGCAGUACCGAGCUCAAAGGUUGGCUUGAGAGUCAGAACAUCCACUCUCGUUACACUGCCAAGACCGGAUCACGGCCGCCUGUUACUAAUACGACCGACGACCUACAUGCUGAUGAGAUAUUGCGACUUCACCAAGCCCAGCUUCGAAUGGUCUACCUAACCGCACUGGGUGCUCUCCAUAGGCCGCAGGUCUUCUGCUUCGGCUCCAACAACGAUGGCGCGAGAAAUGAUGGCAGCACAGUAUCGAGGGGAAAUGUAACGGACACAGCAGUCGAGAUGACCAGAUUGGCCUUCAACCUACAGCGGGAUAACCAACUGCGUUUCCUACCGACCCUUGCCGUUCCAGCCUAUCUCGCUGUCACUCUUGUCCAUCUCUUCAACACAUGCUCAGACGACGAAGAAGCCCGGAGUCUCAGUCUCGGACGCCUCUACCAGUGCGUAAACGUCCUUCAGCAGCUACAAGAGAUGUAUACAUCUGCGGACUACGCCAUGCAAUUUCUCAACUCGAUACUAAAGAACACUGGUCUUCACGUUCCCUGGACUUUACCAACCGGGGGAAGCAAGUUUGGAGAACGCGAAAACGCGGCGUAUAAGCCUCGGCUAGAUAUGGGACCUAACACCGUUGCGGCAAGUUGCAUGUAUCCGAGCCCGAGCACCUCGGGCAACUGGAACCAAGACUCUGCGGCAGAGGAGCCGGGCUUAGGUCAAGACGAUAGCAGUCGGACAGUUACAGUGGCCCAACAGCCACGAGUACCGAUGGUAUUUCCAAAUAUGGUAAUGGAAAGCUGGACUACUACCGACAUGAGUGAUCUUUUGGCCGGGUCGCCAUUCCCAGGGUCUUGGUGCGAUGUUGAGACACUGUUGCCAACUCUUCUCAACACUGAAGGCGAUGCAGACAGUCUAAUGACUGUGAACAUAUCGAACUUUAUAUGAUAUAGUUUUCCUUCGUUGAUACUAUUGGCUUGUGCCGACGUGGCUCUGGAAAUGAACCUGAGUUAAAGUUUAGAAUCCAC
Molecule: messenger RNA, 4517 nt
Organism: Fusarium oxysporum Fo47
Lineage: Eukaryota; Fungi; Ascomycota; Sordariomycetes; Hypocreales; Nectriaceae
Product: transcription factor domain-containing protein
Exons: 8
Coding region: 1-4437 (1478 amino acids)
Biological process (GO): DNA-templated transcription; regulation of DNA-templated transcription
Molecular function (GO): DNA binding; DNA-binding transcription factor activity, RNA polymerase II-specific; zinc ion binding
Source: RefSeq, a predicted model, not a curated record